This is a messenger RNA of Petromyzon marinus (sea lamprey), 395 nucleotides long. Lineage: Eukaryota; Metazoa; Chordata; Hyperoartia; Petromyzontiformes; Petromyzontidae. The record is from RefSeq and is a predicted model, not a curated record.
CACUCACUCACCCACUCACUCACCAACUCACUCACCCAUGAACGAGUACCUCUCGUCGUUCAAGGUGGCUCGCUACAUCGUCAAGGAGGACGACCAGGAGGAGGAGGAGUUGGAGCGGGUGAUCAUCAAGCAGGAGGAGACCGUGGACCCAGACUACUGGGACAAGCUGCUUCGUCACCACUACGAUGUUGAUGAUGUUGAUGAUGAUGGUGAUGGUUGUGAUGAUGUUGAUGAUGAUUCAGGAGGAGGAGGAGGUGGAGCGUGUGAUCAUCAAGCAGGAGGAGACGGUGGACCCAGACUACUGGGACAAGCUGCUUCGCCACCACUACGAUGUUGAUGAUGUUGAUGAUGAUGUUGAUGAUGGUGUUGAUGAUGAUGGUGAUGAUGAUGGUGAU